UGCAGCACAUCCGCCCGCCCCGCCGUCGUCGCCCUCCGUAUCGGCGCCUCUCCCCCUUCUCUCUUCCUCUGGAACCUUCUCGAUGCUUCUCACACGAAGGUUCUCCUCCGCCCUCGCCCGCUCCCCCCUCCUCCCCAGGUCGCUCCCUCCUCCACGGGCCGUGCCCGCCACCCCUCCUGCGCCCCGCCCGCCGCCGCGCCGCCUCAUGUCCUCCUCCUCCGGGUGGCACCACUCCUCCCGCCCCCCGCCGCCCCCACCACCCCCCUCUGGUGCCGACAAGGAUCAGCUCUUCCGGGGGCUGGAGGCGGCGCUCGGCACGGCGUUCAGCUCGGAGCCACUGGCACCGCCGCCACAGCCGAUGAUCCUCGUCAUCAGUGGGCCCAGCGGCGUCGGCAAGGACGCUGUCAUCAAGAGGCUGCAAGAAGAGAGAGAGGGGAUGCAUUUUGUUGUUACUGCGACAAGCAGAGCGAAGCGGCCUGGUGAAGUUGACGGGAAGGACUAUUACUUUGUCACCAAGGAUGAUUUCCUUGCGAUGAUUGAAAGGGAGGAAUUGCUUGAGUACGCACUUGUUUAUGGAGAGUAUAAGGGGAUUCCCAAGCAACAGAUCCGCGAUUACAUGGCAAAAGGUUAUGACAUUGUCUUGAGAGUGGACAUUCAAGGGGCAGCAACUUUGAGAGAGAUUCUUGGCGAAUCUGCAAUUUUCAUCUUUUUGGUUGCAGAGAGUGAAGAGGCACUUGUCAAAAGGCUAAUUCACCGCAAAACAGAAACAUCAGAUAUGCUUCUUGUCAGAAUUGCAACAGCCAGAGAGGAGGUGAAACGCAUGAAAAAUUUUGACUAUGUGGUUGUCAAUUCUGAAGGCAAUCUUGAGGGGGCUGUUAAACAGGUGGAGUCUAUCAUUGAUGCUGAGAAGGCUAAGGUUCACAAACGUACGGUAAAUAUAUAAUCAAUGCUCAUGAGGCGCAUGCUCUAACUGUCUGGAGGAAAACUACCUGGUAUUCUUAAUAAAGUUCAAAUUCGAACUAUUAUGGAGGAAAUUGCCACUGACAAUUUGACUUGACUCUUUACAAAAAAGACAAUUUGACUUGACAUGGCAAUUCACUGGAAUUAAAAAUACUGAGGAUCCUGAUAUCGAAAGUGGCUCUUGACAGCAACUGUUUGUGGGUAGAGUAGGCCCUUUUUAUUUAUAUGUUUUCUGUAUUUUAUUGUAUUUUCGAAUAUUAUAAACCAACUGUGUAGGAUGAAUACUUAUACUAUCGAUAUUUUCUUUGCCAUAUUUGAUACUCCUUCGAUUCGUACUUCCAUUUCAUAA
This is a messenger RNA of Oryza brachyantha (malo sina), 1309 nucleotides long. RefSeq names its product guanylate kinase 2, chloroplastic/mitochondrial. Gene Ontology annotation, biological process: purine nucleotide metabolic process. Gene Ontology annotation, molecular function: GMP kinase activity. The record is from RefSeq and is a predicted model, not a curated record. The transcript has 4 exons. Gene Ontology annotation, cellular component: cytosol. Lineage: Eukaryota; Viridiplantae; Streptophyta; Magnoliopsida; Poales; Poaceae. The coding region runs from base 83 to 943 and encodes 286 amino acids.